AAAGGCGCUCCUCUGGCUUCGUGCCAGAUAAGAUCUCUCCUCCAAGUAAUUAAUUGAGUCGGGCAAAGCAGGAAGCUAAGGCUGGCUGCUUAACCAGUUCACUCCUGUCAGCGUUAAUAUAUACCUGCUCAUUUUACAUCUUUCCAAAAAUUCACCAGGCCCCGUUCUUACCUCGAGUAAUAAUGCCCGCUCCACCGUCAGCCUUUUUGGGAGGUUUUAUUAAAAGGUCCCCACCAUCCAUCUACACUCUACAGACCCUUUUGGAAAAACCCAUCCUACCCUUUUGUCCUCUGCUGCAGGCUCUCUCAGUAUCCUCUUCGCAAGAAAAACGAGACACCGUAAAUAGACAGCAGAUAGAGCGAGAGCGAGCGAACUCCCAGAGAAAGGGACUCGAAGAGGAGAGAGAGAGAGAGAGAGAGAGAGAGAAAGAGGAGAGGAGGAGGAGGUAUGGGAACGGGAUGGCGGAGAGCAUUCUGCACAUCGAUCCGUCGAGAUCCGGAUACGGCGGCGGUGGAGAGGAGCCCUGACCCCAGCCCCCGGAGCUGCGCGAAGUUGAGCUUCUUCUCCGGCAGCGGCGGCGGUAGCAAUCCGUCGACGCCAAGGUUGCGCAGCCUCCGGUGCCGGACGAAGUCGACGCAUCCGGAAAGCCCGAAGCUGCAAUGCAAGACCGCGAUGGUGGUAAGGUCGCCCACGUCGCCACCGCCGACCAGCCCGAAGCGGAGCCCCACUUUAUUCCGUCGAGGUUCCUCCAACACGUUUUCACCCAGAUCCCCUUCCACGUUCGCCAUCUUCAAGGCCGCCCUUCACCUCUCCCGGAGCAGGUGCAUGAUAUGCGCGCAGAGCUUAAAGGCGGGUGGAGGGACGGCAGUGUUCACGGCAGAAUGCUCCCAUGCUUUCCACUUCCCCUGUAUCGCGGCCCACGUCCGGUCUAGUGGCGGCGGCACCCUCACCUGUCCCGUCUGCUCCGCCUCCUGGCGCCAGGCCCCCUUCCUGUCCUCCCUCGGUCACCAUCAAGACGACGAGCCUCAUUCUCCUGUGCUGGCAGGAGACAGGAAGCCACUGCACUGCCGGAGGAUGAGCAGGGAGAACAAGCGUGGAGAGAGCGAAGCAGAUAAGAGAAGACCCGUCUCUGCUGCCCCUGCCGUGAAGGUCUAUGAUGAUGACGAGCCGCUGCUGCUCUCCACCAGGACCACCCAAGGGGGCGCCAACGUCCGGUUCAAUCCGAUUCCAGAAGCAGACGAACACGAUGACGACGGCGGCAAUGAGGACGACGAGCUGGGGGCACAGGAGGAGGAAGAGUUCCAUGGGUUUUUGACGAAGGAUAAUAACAGCAAUAACAGUAAUUGCUCCUGGUCACAAUCUUCCAGGGCCACCGCCGGCACGACGAGGGCCUACACAGGGGGACUGGAGGAGGUGAGCGUGAUGCCGGAGGCGGCUCUGGUGUCUUCUGGACGGAAGCACCGGAACUACGUGGUGGCGCUCAACGUGAAGGCUCCUGCGGCGGCGCCGCUGCUCAGCCGGUGCCGCCGCGCCCCGAUCGACCUAGUGACGGUGCUGGACGUGAGCGGGGGCAUGACAGGGCCCAAGAUCCAGAUGCUGAAGCGGGCCAUGCGCCAGAUCAUCUCGUCCCUAGGCCCUGCCGACCGCCUCUCCGUGGUCGCCUUCUCGGUCGUUGCUGCCAAACGCCUUCUUCCCCUCCGCCGGAUGUCACGGCCUGGCCAGCUCUCCGCCCGCCUGAUCGUGGAGCGCCUAGUGGCGUCCGGCGACGGUCAAGGUUCGUGCGUCGGCGAUGCCCUCCGUAAGGCCACUAAAGUUUUGGAAGACCGCCGGGAGCGCAACCCCGUCGCUACCAUCAUGCUCCUGUCCGACGGCCAGCAGCAGCGCGAGGAUGCUAGUAAAGACGGCCGCCUCUGCGCCCGGUAUCCAUCGUCGUCGGCUGCCGCGGUCACGACGCGGUUCGCCCACCUGGAGAUCCCCAUCCACGCGUACGGCUACGGGGACGUGCCGCAGCAGCAACCGCCCAAGCACAGAAGCUGCCCGGCGGCGCCCGUGGAGGACGCCUUCGCCAAGUGCGUGGGCGGUCUGGUGAGCGUGGUCAUGCAGGACGUCCGCCUCCAGAUCGUCUUCCCGUCUGGGGAAGUCUCCGCCGUAUACUCUGGCUGUGGACGGGCGGGGGCCCUCGGCAGCUCCGUCCGGCUCGGCGAUCUCUACGCCGAGGAGGUGUGGGAACUGCUGGUGGAGCUUAGGGUGCCGACGGCGGCCGGAUCGGGCCACCACCAGCAUCCCCUCUCGGUGAAGUGCAGCUACCGGGACCCGGCCACCCAGGAGAUGAUCUGCAGGUGGGAGAGGACCCUGCUUCUGCCGCCGCUCCAGAGCCAGGGCCACCCCCUGCUCGCCCGUUCUGCCUCCUCGAUCUCACUGCGGCUCCGGAACCUGUUCGUCACCAAUCGUGCCGUGGCCGAGUCGCGGCGGCUGGCCGAGCUUUCGAACUACGCCACGGCUCUCCACCUGCUCUCCUCCGCCCGCUCCCUGCUGCUGCAGUCUCCGGCCGCCUCCGACCAAGAUCAGGACCUUAUCCGCCGGUUGGAGGCUGAGUUUGCUGAUAUCCAGCGGCGGCGAGGGGGGCAGCAGCAGCCGCUUUCUCCGUGCGAGAGGAGAGAAGCUACGCUCCUGGGCGGCGAGCAGCAGCAGCAGCAGCUGACGCCCACUUCGGCUUGGCGGGCGGCCGAGCAGCUGGCCAAGGUGGCUAUCAUGCGGAAGUCACUGAACCGGAUCAGCGAUCUGCACGGUUUCGAGAACGCCCGGUUCUAGUAAAAGACCGGACCGUGGCGAGGGUGUGUGGUCGAGGGAUAAAAAUUCUGGAAAGUUUUAUAAAUAACGACAAUAAAAAUGGUUUCUCUUUUCCUUCUUAAUUU
This is a messenger RNA of Phoenix dactylifera (date palm), 2915 nucleotides long. RefSeq names its product E3 ubiquitin-protein ligase WAV3. The record is from RefSeq and is a predicted model, not a curated record. Lineage: Eukaryota; Viridiplantae; Streptophyta; Magnoliopsida; Arecales; Arecaceae.